Molecule: messenger RNA, 4023 nt
Organism: Microcebus murinus (gray mouse lemur)
Lineage: Eukaryota; Metazoa; Chordata; Mammalia; Primates; Cheirogaleidae
Source: RefSeq, a predicted model, not a curated record
CCCCGCCGCGGUCACCCCGCCGCCAUCACCCCGCCGUCCCUGCAGGCGAGCAGCCAUGAGCCGCGUCCUGGGCUGUGCGGUGCCCCUGGGGCUGGUGCUGCUGGUCUGCGGAGCCCAGGGCUACUUCCUGCCCAACGUCACCCGCCUGGGCGAGCUGCUCGGCCGGUACCAGCGGGCCGAGCCGCACUCCCGCGCACGCAGGGCCAUCCCCCGGGAGGACAGGGAGGAGAUCCUCAUGCUGCACAACAAGCUGCGCGGCCAGGUGCACCCUCCGGCCGCCAACAUGGAGUACAUGACCUGGGACGAGGAGCUGGAGAGGUCGGCGGCGGCCUGGGCCCAGGAGUGCGUCUGGGAGCACGGGCCCGCCCGCCUGCUGGUGUCCAUCGGGCAGAACCUGGCCGUCCACUGGGGCAGGUACCGCUCUCCCGGCUUCCACGUGCAGUCCUGGUACGACGAGGUGAAGGACUACACCUACCCGUACCCCCACGAGUGCAACCCCUGGUGUCCGGAGAGGUGCUCGGGGGCCAUGUGCACGCACUACACGCAGAUAGUUUGGGCCACCACCAACAAAGUCGGCUGUGCCGUGAACACCUGCCCGAGGAUGAACGUCUGGGGAGAAGUCUGGGAGAACGCCGUCUACCUCGUCUGCAAUUACUCUCCAAAGGGCAACUGGAUCGGAGAGGCCCCCUACAAGAACGGCCGGCCCUGUUCCCAGUGCCCGCCCAGCUACGGAGGCGGCUGCAGGAACAACCUGUGCUACCGAGAAGAGACCUACCACCAAAAACCCGAGACGGACGAGAUGAACGAGGUGGAAGUCUCUCCCGUCCCCGAAGAAAAACACGUCUGGGUCCAGCCCAGGGUGUCCAGACCCGCCAAGCCCAAGAAAGCCCCGGCGGUCAGCUACAUGACCCAGGUCGUCAGAUGCGACACCAAGAUGAAGGACAAGUGCAAAGGGUCCACCUGCAACAGGUAUCAGUGCCCGGCGGGCUGCCUGCGGAACAAGGCUAAGAUUUUCGGGACUCUGUUUUACGAGAGCUCCUCCAGCAUCUGCCGGGCCGCCAUUCACCACGGGGUCCUCGAUGACCAGGGGGGCCUGGUGGACGUCACCAGGAACGGGAAGGUGCCCUUCUUCGUGAGAUCCGAGAGAAACGGCCUGGAGUCUUUGAGCAAAUACAAACCUUCUGGCUCAUUCACGGUAUCAAAGGUGAAAGUGCAGGACUUGGACUGCUACACCACCGUCGCUCAGCUCUGCCCAUUUGAAAAGCCGGCGGUCCACUGCCCAAGAGUCCGUUGCCCGGCGCACUGCAAAGACGAGCCUUCCUACUGGGCGCCCGUGUUCGGAACCAACAUCUACGCGGAUACUUCGAGCAUCUGCAAGUCCGCCCUGCACGCCGGCGUCAUUGGGGACGGGAGCGGGGGCUACGUGGACGUCAUGCCUGUGGACAAGAAGAAGAGCUACGCGGGCUCGCUGCGCAACGGGGUUCAGUCUGAAAGCCUGGACAGUCCUCGGGACGGGAAGGCCUUCCGGAUCUUCGCGGUCCGGCAGUGACUCCGCGGCGCCGGGGCAGAAGGGGCAUCUCCAGCAGUGCUUUGGGGUUUUGCUUUUUAUUUUUAUUUUUUUAUUUGGGGGAGGGGCAUAUGGAAAGUCAGGAAACUUCCUUCGAACGGCGUUCGGCGUCCGUCCCUUUGCGGCCUCCGGGUGGGUAAGGGUGACAUCUCACCCGAUCCCCGAGGAGAAGCAGCAUCCUCAGGACCUGGGUCCGACCGACACCCGGCGUCCAGUCCUGGGUGCCCUCUCUCCUUCAGGGAUCUGGCCCGUCUCUCGAAGGGGACGGUCGCCGAGAUGGUCCUCGCCGUAUAUUCCUUUGUGGGCGGAGGGGGACGUGCCGACGCCCGCCCGGGCUUCCAGGGGUGCAGGAAGGGGCAUGUGGAGCAAGUGCAGGGUGAGUUUCAGGAAUGGAGUGGAAGGUAGUUAUUUAAAAAUUAAAAAUAAUAAUAAUAAUAAUAAAACACACACACACAGUCCGUCCCUACCAAUGGAAAGAAAUGGGGUUCAUGUUUGCUGGUCAGACAAACGGGCUAGGCCAGAGACCCGGCUCCGCCCCGGCCCGCGUCCUCGCUGGUGUCCCACUGCACGUCCCAGUUCGGCGGCCACACGCGGGUGGGUCGUGUGUACAGCGGUGCUGGUUUAUUUAGAGUUCAGCGGGAACUCCAGAGAUUUAUCUUGUCUGUGCUGUCCUCUUCGUCCUCACGGCUCAGCCGCUCCCUGCCGUGACCUUUGGUCCCAUCGAGGACCGAUGAAUGCGAAUCCUCUCUGUACCCCCUACCCAUCGUGGCUCCCGCCCCGCCCCAGAAUAGUCCCUGCGUCCUGGUUCACUCCCCGGACUUUGCUUUUGCAAGCGAUUCGGCUUGAAGCCCGCUUUUCUCUUAACUCCUGGUCUCGUAAGUUUCCACGGAAGUGCCGGGAACUGCCGGAGGAGGAGGGCUGCCCUGCGGCUGCUUUUUGAAAACGACAAUUCAGCGUGCAGAUUCCCCUUGCGUCGGGCUGACCUAUUUUUCUGCAAGUGGGAGGAGCGGAUUCCUGGGCACAUUCCUCGCGGAGGUUAGCGGCCCCGUCUGUGGUUACGAAAACCGUCCCUCACGGAGUAAGAGCAGCACGAGGAGGGGACACACUGGAAGGGUUCCUUUUCCUGUUUGUGUGGGAAGAGCCCCCGGGCGCUGCCUGGGCUCCGAGGGGAGCAGCCAGAGCGCUCUGGCUUCCGCCAGGCUGCACAAGUUCUUCCAGAGCCCAGCCCAGAAGCCCGAAGUGAAAUGAAAGCUCCCUCUUGUAAAUAGCACUUCUUUGCAGAAGGCAGAAGUUCUGCCCUCCACCGGCAGACUCGCCAGUGUUUCCUGAACGCUGGCUUCCAGCUCGAUGUCGUCCUCCAUCCAGAUAUUUCCUAGGCAAAAGCACUAGCAGAAGGCAAAAAACCAAGACACUGUAGGCUGGAAAAGGACUCUACCUGGCUGCCUCGGAGGCACCUUCUUUAUGUGAUUGCCUCCUUCAUUAAUGCACAAUCUGACCAUAAGUAGCGCUUUUUUUUUUUUAAACCCUCUAGGGAGUCUGUAAAAAGUAAUUAAACUCUGCUUGGCUGAGCAACAAUUAGCCAGACUCUCUCUGCCUCGUGCAUCACUGCUAGUGAUUCCCGGGUCCUGACCGUUCGGCCCCCAGCGUCAGAAGGGGAGGGUGUCGUCAGCCUGUGGGCCCGGUGUCCCGUCAGCACCAGUCAUCCGGAAUCUGGGCUGUGCCGGGGUCAAGACUGCAGGUAAACGGCAGCCCCUCCUGGGGCUGUCGGGGUUGGUGGGCAGUCCAGGGCACGCCAGUGGGCUCGCUUCUGAAGCAUCCCUCCACGGCUGAAAAGCCAGCCUUCCAGUGUGAGUCAGUCCCGCCAUGCGGAAACAAAGUCCCCAGGCUCCCCAGCCCCUCCCGCCCAGGGCCCUCGGAACAGGCCGGAAAGACCUGGCCCGGGGCAGGGCCCGGCUGUCUUUUUCACCCCGGGGAACAUUUUGAAACUGGAACCAUUAUUCUUUAGGAAAUGAAAGCAAGAGCACACGUUACAAGGGGUAGGGACGAGGGUUACAGAGUGUCCAUUGGAUACAAAACAUCCCUCGUAUACAAAAUACCCCUUUGCCAUCAGGGACCGCCCCUCGUGUCCUAUGUGUGAGUGACGGUCCCUCGCACUGUGGCGUCUAACCCAGGUGUGGAGACGUGACCGCCCCACCGAGCCCCCGGCCUCCCUGGGUCUCUCUCCUGCCCCCACACCGCCAAGUCCCGGCUUCUCGCGGAGUUUCGCCCUGUCCUGUUCUGAAGUGUGUGCUGCAGGCCCACUCGGCCCGCGGUCUACGUGUGUGCUUUUUUCUAUGAAAAAUGAUGUAUUUUGCUACUUCCUGUGUACAGACGUGUAUUGUGAAUGUUUUCUGUGCUUCGAGCAGGGGCCACCUUGUUGCAAGCGUUUCAAUAAAACCGGUCUGAUUUCUAAAGUG